Messenger RNA from Dromaius novaehollandiae (emu), 2613 nucleotides. It is a transcript of the gene SLC66A3, whose product is annotated as solute carrier family 66 member 3. NCBI's taxonomy places the organism in Eukaryota, Metazoa, Chordata, Aves, Casuariiformes, Dromaiidae. The transcript is spliced from 7 exons. The record is from RefSeq and is a predicted model, not a curated record. The coding region runs from base 34 to 876 and encodes 280 amino acids.
CCGGCGCUCCCUGCACGGCGGACGGAGGCAGCCAUGGAGGCAAGGCCGGCAGCGGCGGCGGGAAAGGCCUGCGCCGGCGCCCAGGAGCGCGGAGGGCCGCGAGCGCCGCCCGGCCUCCCCCGCCCAGGCCGCAGGCGCCCGGGCCGCUCCACCACGGCGCCCUCCGGGCCAGCAGGGCCGCGCCGGGCCAGGCCGCGCUGCGCGGCGCCGGCUCCUCGCCCCUCCCCGCGCCGGGGCGCGGUCCCGCCACGCCGCGGGUUCCCCAUUCCGGGCUGGCCGCGGUCGCGCAGCGCAGCGCAGCACCAUGGCGCCGGUGCUGCUGGACCUGGCCAACUGGAGCACCUGGGCGGUGUGCGCCGUGAUCAAGCUGCCGCAGCUGGCGGCGGUGCUGGCGGCCAGGUCGGCGCGAGGCGUCAGCGUGGGCAGCCUCGUGCUGGAGCUGAUCGGCUUCCUUGUGUUUCUGAAGUACCAGAUUUAUUAUGGUUACCCUCUGCAGACUUACCUGGAAUAUCCUAUCAUCAUUGCACAAGUGGAAACACGAAACAAGCUUUGCUCUACGCAGUCAUAUUUGUGGGGGGGUGGUACAUGCUGACACUGCAGAAGUGGAUAUUAGACCUGGCCAUGAAUUUGUGCACGUUAAUCAGUGCAGCAAGUAAGCUUGCUCAGCUGCGGUGUCUCUGGCAGACAAAAGAUUCUGGACAAGUGAGCGCCUUGACCUGGAGCAUGUCUGCAUAUACCUGUGCAACAAGAAUAAUUACAACUUUAAUGACUACGAAUGAUCUUAUAGUUCUCAUCCGUUUCAUAAUCAUGCUCAUUCUCAAUAUCUGGGUCACAGGCACAAUCCUGCAUUACAGGAAAACUAAAAAGACUGAUUAGAAGACACCCAUCAGCACACAACAUAGUUACCAUUAGAAAAACUGGAACAAUUAAGCUUAAACAACAAAACAGGGUUUGAGGAAGCUCGCUCUCUUGAGCUUGUCUAGUAUUUUUCCCUAAACAUACUUCGUACAGUCAUGCUUAUUUUCUGUUAGAAAUAAUUCUAAUAAGAUACUUCAUUUAAGCAGCAUUUUUUUAUUGGUCAUUUAAGACAAGUUUCACUGAUAUCACAUUUUCUCUGGGAUUUUUUACUAAAUGAAGAAAGUAUUUUGUAUUUAGAUUUUUAUAUAUUUUCAUACCACUUCAGUACUUUCUGCUUACACAUAGGCAGUUUUCUUCAAUUAUACACGAGCAAUUUUGCACCAACAUAUUAACUCAUCUUUCUGCAUCUGCUAUAAGUUUCAAAAAUAACAGUAGAUGUUUGUCUUUUUCUUGCAAGCAACUCAUUAAUUAGACAUUAACUAUCAGUAUUUUAGGAUAAAGAAAAUCUGAAUCAAGGCUCAAUUCAGAAUAAGGUUCUAAAUGUGUUUUAUUAAGUCACAGAUCCAGUUGGGAUUGCAGCACUUACACGCGACACUUAAAUACUAUAAUUUAUACAGCUGAUACAGGAUACCCACAGUCACUUUUUUUCAAUAAGUCCAGUUUUUAUUAGGAUAAAAGCCAAAACUCAAAUAUGACUUCCUCUUUUUCAACACUGCAACUUGAACUCUCAUACUUGAACUCUCAAACAUACUGUCUUGGGAAUAGCAGAGACUAGAAUGUAUAGAAAUGGAUGAGACUAGUAGAGUUAGAAAUUGCGUUCAAGCAGAAGUUCCUGAACUGAUGCCCAGAGUUUCCAAAUGUAGUUCGUCCUGACAGUGACCCGGUAACGUGCAGUUUGAGGCACCAAAGCAAACUUAUCUCAAAUGUUUUUUUUGAUGACAUUAUUCUGUGCUUUGUUAGUUUUUAGGCUUUCUGUGCUGAGGAAUGCAAAGACUGCACCUGAUUUUUGCUGAGGACAUUCUAAUCAGUUUGCACUAGGUAUAUUUAAAAAAGGGAAAGGAUAUUCUUUAGUAACUAUUAAAGGGGGAUUUUGCUUUUGGAAGUAAUACAUUUCCAACCGGUAGUUAUAGGUGGUAGUCAUAGGGCUUGCCCUCAUUUCUCAUCACUACAUUCUCCAAAUGGAGAAAAUAUGCCUUUUCAAAAUAGUUUUUCUAGUAUUAUUGUUGAUAUGGCAUGUUGAAAUGAAGGCACCCUUGAUCCUGGCACCCUUGAAAAGCAUGGGAAGACUCUAUUGAUUGCAUUUGAGGCAGGUUUUCUUUCUAACAUGUCAUAAAUCAUUGGACACUUGUGGAACAGUGGGAUCUGCAAAAGCAGACCUUUCUGCCAGGGCACACUCCCUGGGACAUAAGUCUAGUCAUGCAGUCAGACAGAGACCUUCAGUAUCAGAAAACAUAGCUGCCUUGCAAACCUUGAUUUUGGAGUGGUGGGAAGGGGUGUCUGUGGAUAUGUGAUUCCAUGUAUCUGAAAUCAUGCAGAGCAAGUUAAAAGAUGGGGAUUUGUUUUUCCAGUGCUCCAGUGAAAUGUAUAAACGUUCAGAAGUGUCUGUGUUGGUUGAGAAACUAUUUGUAAACAUUCUGUUACUGAUGUUGUUAUAACUGUGUAUAACUGAAUAUCUUAUGUAUGUGGUUUAAAUACUUUGGUGGCAUGUGAUAUAUUUUUCAGGUCAUAUUAAUAAAGGAUAUUCUUAAUGAUCGA